AUGCCGGCAGCUCUCCGCGAGCAGCGGCAGCGCUGCCGCUGCUCGCGGAGAGGUCCGCGAAGCCUGGGCGCGCUGAUCUCAGCUCGCGCAGGCUUCGGCAUGCCGGCAGCUCUCCGCGAGCAGCGGCAGCGCUGCCGCUGCUCGCGGAGAGGUCCGCGAAGCCUGGGCGCGCUGAUCUCAGCGCGCGCAGGCUCCGGCAUGCCGGCAACUCUCCGCGAGCAGCGGCAGCGCUGCCGCUGCUCGCGGAGAGGUCCGCGAAGCCUGGGCGCGCUGAUCUCAGCGCGCGCAGGCUUCGGCAUGCCGGCAGCUCUCCGCGAGCAGCGGCAGCGCUGCCGCUGCUCGCGGAGAGGUCCGCGAAGCCUGGGCGCGCUGAUCUCAGCGCGCCCAGGCUCCGGCAUGCCGGCAACUCUCCGCGAGCAGCGGCAGCGCUGCCGCUGCUCGCGGAGAGGUCCGCGAAGCCUGGGCGCGCUGAUCUCAGCGCGCGCAGGCUUCGGCAUGCCGGCAACUCUCCGCGAGCAGCGGCAGCGCUGCCGCUGCUCGCGGAGAGGUCCGCGAAGCCUGGGCGCGCUGAUCUCAGCGCGCCCAGGCUCGGCAUGCCGGCAGCUCUCCGCGAGCAGCGGCAGGCGCUGCCGCUGCUCGCGGAGAGGUCCGCGAGGCCUGGGCGCGCUGAUCUCAGCGCGCGCAGGCUCGGCAUGCCGGCAACUCUCCGCGAGCAGCGGCAGCGCUGCCGCUGCUCGCGGAGAGGUCCGCGAAGCCUGGGCGCGCUGA
Podarcis lilfordi (Lilford's wall lizard) is the source of this 768-nucleotide messenger RNA. NCBI's taxonomy places the organism in Eukaryota, Metazoa, Chordata, Lepidosauria, Squamata, Lacertidae. The record is from the annotation of a GenBank genome assembly.